Molecule: messenger RNA, 1679 nt
Organism: Wyeomyia smithii (pitcher-plant mosquito)
Lineage: Eukaryota; Metazoa; Arthropoda; Insecta; Diptera; Culicidae
Product: putative serine protease K12H4.7
Exons: 4
Coding region: 124-1653 (509 amino acids)
Biological process (GO): proteolysis
Molecular function (GO): dipeptidyl-peptidase activity; serine-type exopeptidase activity
Source: RefSeq, a predicted model, not a curated record
AGAUAAGCCAUCAAUAUAUAAUGCUUCCGACAUACGCACUUUACGCUUAGUUUGCAGUUUAAUUGUUUCAAUACAUUACCUGGAUAAGGAAGAACUGGAAGGACCACCAGAAAGUACACAACGAUGCGAUCGAUUAUUCUGAUCACCCUUUUGGCGGUGAUUACGGUAGCAUUCGCUGCCGUUCCACGCAGAUUACCGAACGCACAAGCCAGCCGGCAGCUUGUUCAGCAACUGUUUACAAGACAAUUCGUGGGAGCAAAGAAACACGCCGCAACAAGCCCCAGUUCCGAUUCAACUCCACGACAAAUUUCCGAACAUUUCUUCACCACAAGCGUAGACCAUUUUCACGCGCAAAAUACCGAGCAAUGGACGCUGCGGUAUAUCGCUUCAACAGAAAAUUACCUACCAGGUGGCCCAAUUUUGAUUUUUCUUGGAGGGAUCAGACCUAUCGUACCGGAGAUGAUUGAUGAGACAACGCUGAUCUACGAAAUGGCCCAGCAAUGGAACGGCGCACUGUUUGCCUUUGAAUCGCGGUUCUACGGACAAAGUCGAGUCACUGAAGAUUUGAGCACCGAAAACCUAAGCCUACUGAGUACAGACCAAAUAUUGGCAGAUUUAGCUGAAUUCGUGACUUACGUGAAGCGUGAGCAUAUCGAAGAUGAAACGGCUAGGGUUCUGGUAGCUGGGACUGAGUUUGGAGGAUCGUUGGCUACCUGGUUCCGGGUUCGGUAUCCACACUUAGGAAACGCUGCGUGGGCUUCCAGUGCCUUUACGACUGCCGUGCUUAAUUUCCAAGAUUUCUCAGAAGCCUGGGGAGAUACGUUGAUCGAACACGGUAGUCAGGAAUGUUACAAUGAGAUCUUCGUGGCAUUCCAUGUUUUGCAGAACAUGAUCGAUUUGGGACGGGCUGAUUUGAUGUACGAGAAGUUCAACAUUUGUACACCAAUCGAUCCGGAAGAUACGCACCAAAUUCAGCAUUUCUUCGCUGUCUUGAUGGCAACGGUUGAACUGGUCACAAUUUACACUAAUAAUGUGGCCGGUUUUGCCCAAGUCUGCCAGGAUAUUACUGGAGCUGAUGCGGAAACUGCCGUAGAUGCAUUCGCGAGCUGGUUUAACUCAAUAUGGACGGGUGAGGUCGGCUGUGCAAUCACAGAUUUAGCAGGAGCCGUCGAAAUACUUCAAGACCCAAGUUGGGAGACCGAGUAUAGCGAAUACGGGAUCCGCCAAAGCGUCUAUCUAGAGUGCACGGAGUUCGGUUGGUUCAUCACAACAGAUUCACCUUUCCAGCCAUUCGGCGACCGUGUUACGAUUGAUUAUUUCAUCAACUUGUGCCGUGCAGUAUUUGGUGAUUGGAUCACCGAGGAAUCGAUUCAGAGAGGCAUUGAUCGUGCGAAUAACCGAUUUGGUGGAGACACUCCAGGCUCUAGUUUAACUCACUUCACCAACGGCGGUGCUGAUCCGUGGAGAAUGAUAAGCAUCACCCGUAAUAUUACGCUCGAUGCACAAGCCGAUGUGAUUCGCAACCAGAUGGGAGGUUCCGAUCUGCCUGCCAUGUCCCCGGAUGAUCCUGAAGAUCUGCUGGAGGUCAAGCAACGUUUGAAGCUGAAGCUUGCCAGCUAUUUGUUUCCGUUCAGUCCGCUAGAGAGUCCAUGAAAAAGCUGAUCAUAAAAAGGUUGGAA